AUGUCCGGCCGUACUAUCUCUUACGGCCGCGGAGGCGCCGGCAACAUGUCGCGCCAACAAUCCGCCACCACACCCAAAGACCUCAUCACCCCCACAAUCAAGCAAGAGGUCUAUACCACUGGUCGCGGUGGCUCGGGUAACAUGGCUCACAACGAUCCUGACCGACCGGAGAUUGCUCGUGAGAGCCAGGAUAUCGAAUCCCCGCCAUUGCGGGCGCAGCAGAUCCCCCACCACACGGGGCGAGGUGGUGCCGCCAAUGCCUAUAUCCCCACGCCCGAGGAGGAAGAACGAGCUCGACAACAGGAGGCGGAGUUAAUUCGGGUGCGUACUCAGGAUAAAGAUCGCAUCAAGGAGAUCGAGCACGAGCGACAGGAACUGCGAAAGGAGUCGCCUUCGACCUAA
Penicillium argentinense is the source of this 402-nucleotide messenger RNA. Its product is annotated as DUF3602 domain-containing protein. Bases 1 to 402 code for a protein of 133 amino acids. The record is from RefSeq and is a predicted model, not a curated record. Lineage: Eukaryota; Fungi; Ascomycota; Eurotiomycetes; Eurotiales; Aspergillaceae. The transcript has 3 exons.